AUGUCUCAGAAACGCAUUGCCAAGGAGCUUGCCGAGUGCACCACAAACCCUCCCACCGGCAUGACCAUCACCCUCCCGUACGAGUCCAACCUGCACCUGUGGCACGUCGUCCUCCAGGGCCCGCCCGGCACCGUCUACAGCUCCGGCCAGUUCGGCCUGGUGGUGCAGCUGCCCGGCGAGUACCCCUUCAAGGCGCCGCUCGUGACCUUCACCACGCGCAUCUACCACCCCAACGUCACCAACGACGACGCCGGCAACAUCUGCAUCGCCCUGCUCAAGCCCGAGAACUGGAAGCCCGCCAGCAAGCUGUCCGCCGUGCUCGAGUCCGUCCGCCAGCUGCUCGUCGAGCCCAACCCGGACGACCCCCUCGAGCCCCGCAUCGCCGACGAGUUCCGCUCCCAGCGCGCCCAGUUCGACAAGACCGCCCGCGAGUACGUCGCCCGCUACGCCAAGGCCGCACCCCGCUUCGACACCGGCGCCGCUGCCGCUCCCGCUCCUGCAUAG
Messenger RNA from Diaporthe amygdali, 504 nucleotides. Its product is annotated as ubiquitin-conjugating enzyme. Lineage: Eukaryota; Fungi; Ascomycota; Sordariomycetes; Diaporthales; Diaporthaceae. The coding region runs from base 1 to 504 and encodes 167 amino acids. The transcript is spliced from 2 exons. The record is from RefSeq and is a predicted model, not a curated record.